GGAAACUCGUUGUACGAACAAUCCGCCUGCGCCAUUUACCUCUCCGCCCCCCGAAUCCCCUUCACCUCAAUCUCCAUCUCCCUCUCACCUACCAACCCCCAUUCCUUUCAACCGAACACGCGCAACACAUCACCAACCAUGGCCAACUACCUCGCGUCCAUCUUCGGCACAGAGCAAGACAAAGUCAACUGCUCGUUCUACUACAAGAUCGGCGCGUGUCGACACGGCGACCGCUGCUCCCGAAAGCACGUCAAGCCUUCAUACUCCCAGACGAUCUUGAUGCCAAACAUGUACCAGAACCCGGCGUACGACCCGAAGAACAAGAUGAAUCCGAGUCAGCUACAGAACCAUUUCGAUGCGUUUUAUGAGGACGUGUGGUGCGAGAUGUGCAAGUAUGGUGAAUUGGAGGAAUUGGUGGUUUGUGAUAAUAAUAAUGAUCAUCUUAUCGGAAACGUCUACGCACGAUUCAAAUACGAAGAAGACGCUCAGGCAGCCUGCGAUGCUUUGAAUUCGCGUUGGUACGCGGCCCGGCCCAUAUACUGUGAACUAUCACCGGUGACGGAUUUCCGAGAAGCGUGUUGUCGGUUAAAUAGUGGGGAGGGAUGUGUACGUGGCGGGUUCUGCAAUUUCAUUCAUCGGAAGGAUCCCAGUAAUGAGUUGGAUCGGGAUUUGAGGCUUAGUACGAAGAAGUGGCUCAAGGAGCGUGGUAGGGAUGCGAGAAGUGUUAGUCGCAGUCCUAGUCCGGAGCCUACUCGGAGGAGGUUCUAA
Molecule: messenger RNA, 768 nt
Organism: Aspergillus sclerotioniger CBS 115572
Lineage: Eukaryota; Fungi; Ascomycota; Eurotiomycetes; Eurotiales; Aspergillaceae
Product: zinc finger CCCH domain-containing RNA-binding protein
Exons: 2
Coding region: 139-768 (209 amino acids)
Biological process (GO): mRNA splicing, via spliceosome
Cellular component (GO): spliceosomal complex; U2AF complex
Molecular function (GO): metal ion binding; pre-mRNA 3'-splice site binding
Source: RefSeq, a predicted model, not a curated record